UCCGAAUCUCAGCGUUUUGGACCAAAAUAUGGCCGCGCUUGUACGGCAAUUAAUCAAGGGGGUGAUUAUCUUUGUGAACUAAAUCAGUGCACAAAGGAGCUAAUCGCUUUAUAUUCAAAUCCCCAAUUUACCACCCAAAUACUUUCAAUAAUCAACUCUCUCAAUGAGGCUUUCAUUAAUUUUUUAGGUAAACUACAUCCUGAUUCUAAUGAAAAACGUUCCCAAUUUCUUUCAACUGCCAGUUUUGGCUAAAAACGUGGCUGGAUCGCCAACAGAUUUUCCGAGAGACAAUAUUAUACAAGCAGCAACUCGAGUAGCUUUAUAUACGAGUGAGGCAAUAGCUCUUUCACGUGUAUUAACUUCUAUAAUGGCACAUCCAGCAUGUCAAAGAAGGAUUCAAAGGAUAACAAAAUUAGUAUUUAUUUCAAUUAAUGAAUUACUUGAAUUGGCAAAAUCAGAAGCUUUUGAUCAAUUUAAAUUAACUGGCAAAACAGAAUAUUAUCAAAAUUUACAAAAAUAUGCACUAACCACAGAAAUUACUUUAAACAAUUUAAUAGAGCAAAUAAAGACGUAA
Messenger RNA from Meloidogyne enterolobii, 574 nucleotides. The record is from the annotation of a GenBank genome assembly. NCBI's taxonomy places the organism in Eukaryota, Metazoa, Nematoda, Chromadorea, Rhabditida, Meloidogynidae.